Molecule: messenger RNA, 3207 nt
Organism: Pieris macdunnoughi
Lineage: Eukaryota; Metazoa; Arthropoda; Insecta; Lepidoptera; Pieridae
Source: the annotation of a GenBank genome assembly
AUGAAAAUCAAACACUAUCCAGGAAAAGCGGUCAUGGAGGACCCCUGGCUUUCCUUAAACGACAGAACAAUGGAUCUUGUAUAUGCUGCAAACUGGGUCGGCGCAGAGAACCUUAACGAGUAUAAUAGCACCAGUAGUAGCCAAUCUAAUGGUUCCAAAUUUAACUCUAUAUCAAGAAGCAAAUCAUGCCGAGAUGUGGGACGCACCGUUGAUAGAGAUCAAAAUGAUAGUUCAUACGAUUCGGAGCACAAUGGUUAUAAUUAUCCCCCCAAUUUGCCUAGCAGUAACAAUAUAUCUCAAUUAGCUAAAUACCAACAAGACAUUGAAGAAAAAUCUAGAGCAACAAAUAACCUUCUGAUUCAAAAUAAAUUAAAACAUAGCUAUAGUUUUAAAGACAUGCCAAACGGUUACAAACCGUCAACCCUAAGGAGAGUUAAAAGAAGAAAUUUUACAGAAUGGGAUAUAGAUGCUUUUGGAAAUAAUGAGCGACAACCACCUGUUCCGCCACAGCGAAAAGAGUCGCUAAAAUAUGCUCACCGGCAGAGGAAAGUGGAUUCAAAAAAGCCUUGCUAUCCUCUUCCGGACCCAGGUCCUGUACCACCUGACCCAUCUUCAGAAUCCUAUUACGAAUAUUAUUCACGUGUAAGCCAACAGAACAAUGAGACAGAUAGCGAUAAAAUAAAACUAAUUCAUAAAGAUCCAAAAAUAGAACCACCAAAUUAUAAUGGUUCUAUUUCUAAUAACUCGAUUAGGGGAUUUGGUAAUGAUAUGUACCAAAUUAUUAAUUCUAUGGCCACGUUGGAUUUAGCACCGAUUAAGUUCAGAUCCGGUAAACAUAAACACGAUAAGGAUAGUGAUGCGGAAGGUUUUGAUUUAUAUAAGCAUAAUAAUGGAUCUGCAUGCGAACAAAUUCCUCAACACAUAAAGCAACCAAACAAUCAACUGAACGGUUGCGUAGACGAUGCACGACCUAAUUUUCGGUCUAAAUCGUUGAGAAUCAAGAGUGAGAGUAGAGCUCCUUUAAAGGCGUAUCUUGAUACAAUGGAAUAUAACGACAAUGCAUACAAUAACAACGUUACCGUCACUCAACCGAAAAGGAACCUCUCUCCAAGCGAGCAGUUAACGUUAAUGCAGUAUGAAACGUGUAAAGGAAGUCAAAAUCCGCCUCUACCGCCCAUCAGUAACGGUUAUAACUCGGUUAAAUGGGGGAAAGAAAGUGACUAUCGGACUUCAAACGGUGCCAUUAGGCAAAAAUCUGAUAAAUACGGCAAAUUAUAUAACACAGUGCGAGUAAAAAGUGAAGAUAGAUAUGAUAGGUAUAAUGACAUUUUAUCUCUGGGACAGCUCAGAGAAGGUAUAAGUGAGGAACGUGUAAGUGAUAAAGCUAAGAAUGGCGCGUAUCUGCGUAGUGCAAAAAGUUCGUCUAGUGGUUCCGACUCAGACUUUUCGAUACCACGACCUAAACUAAUAGUACCUGUGCAUACUUAUGGAACUCGAAAGAGAAGAACGGGAAAUCUUUGUCAGCGAGAGAGUAACGCGACGGAGUCUUCAUUAGACGCUGGUAUAGUACUCAAUGUCUCGCGUCUCGAAGAACAGUCCAAGGAAAAUCACCAAAAUGGAGAUACAGAGGGCAGAGUGGAGGUUUCGAGGGAGAACAAGUACCUUAGUACAAUGGCGCCUGGAAAGGUAUUUGGUGAACUGGCCAUACUCUACAACUGCAAAAGAACGGCCACCAUAAAAGCAGCUACGGAUUGUAGGCUUUGGGCAAUCGAACGUCAAUGUUUCCAAACUAUUAUGAUGAGGACUGGACUCAUCCGUCAAGCCGAAUACACGGACUUCCUUAAAAGUGUUCCCAUCUUCAAGGAUCUUCCCGAGGACACGCUUAUUAAAAUAUCCGACGUGCUUGAAGAAACACACUACCAAAACGGUGAUUACAUCAUACGACAGGGCGCCAGAGGAGAUACCUUCUUCAUUAUAUCCAAGGGACAAGUCAAGGUAACGCAGAAACAGCCAAAUAGCAAUGAUGAAAAAUUCAUUAGAACUCUCACCAAGGGCGAUUUCUUCGGUGAAAAGGCAUUGCAAGGAGACGAUCUACGAACGGCCAACAUUGUCUGCGACUCACCAGAGGGCACCACGUGUCUUGUCAUUGAUCGGGAGACAUUCAAUCAGCUGAUUUCCACGUUGGACGAAAUUCGCACCAAAUACAAGGACGAAGGCGACGACCGACAGAGGCUCAACGAAGAAUUCGCCAAUCUCCGCUUAUCAGACCUACGUAUCAUCGCCACUCUGGGUAUCGGAGGUUUUGGUCGCGUCGAGCUGGUCCAAAUACAGGGAGACUCGAGCCGUUCGUUCGCCCUGAAGCAGAUGAAGAAAGCCCAGAUCGUUGAAACGAGACAGCAACAGCACAUCAUGUCAGAGAAAGAGAUAAUGUCGGAGAUGAACUGCGAAUUCAUAGUAAAGUUGUACAAGACGUUCAAGGAUCGUAAAUACUUGUAUAUGCUUAUGGAGACUUGCCUUGGGGGAGAGUUGUGGACUAUUUUGAGAGAUAAAGGUCAGUUUGACGAUUCCACUACUAGAUUCUACACAGCUUGCGUCGUUGAAGCGUUCCACUACUUGCAUUCUAGGAAUAUUAUUUACAGGGAUCUCAAGCCAGAGAACUUACUCCUAGACUCCAAAGGCUACGUGAAGCUGGUGGACUUCGGAUUCUCUAAGAAGUUGCAGGCCAGUCGCAAGACUUGGACAUUCUGUGGUACGCCAGAGUACGUAGCCCCUGAAGUCAUCAUGAACAGAGGUCACGAUAUAAGUGCGGAUUACUGGUCUUUGGGUGUCUUGAUGUUCGAGCUUCUAACUGGAUCGCCGCCAUUCACUGGAGCCGAUCCAAUGAAGACGUACAAUAAGAUCCUAAAGGGUAUUGAUGCAGUGGAGUUCCCGAGAUGCAUCACCCGCAACGCUGCUAACCUCAUCAAGAAACUCUGUAGGGACAACCCUGCAGAGAGACUGGGCUACCAGCGAGGCGGCAUUACAGAGAUUCAGAAACACAAAUGGUUCGACGGCUUCAACUGGGAAGGUCUUGCGAUGCGCACGCUUGAGCCACCCAUAAAGCCAACCGUCAAAUCAGCAGUUGACACACACAACUUCGACCAAUACCCACCUGAUGCCGAUGAGCCUCCACCCGAUGACCUCUCUGGCUGGGACGCUACUUUCUAA